CACACACACACACACACACACACAGACGCGCANAAGGGGCAAGAGGAGAGUGUCUACCCACAGACACAGACACCGCAACAGCAACCAGUCGCAAUACAGCCACAGCAACAACACCAGCACCAGCAGCCAACCACACUACAACAGCAACAGCACACACAGCCACAGCACACACAGCAACAGCAACCAGUCGCAAUACAGCCACAGCAACAACACCAGCACCAGCAGCCAACCACACUACAACAGCAACAGCACACACAGCCACAGCACACACAGCAACAGCACACACAGCAACAGCAGCAGCACACACAGUCACAGCACACACAGCCACAGCAACAGCAACAGGCGCAGGCUGAGAUCAAUGGCACAGCGGGCACGCGCAGGGCAGCCCACAGCCUCAGGCAAAAGGACCAGAUGGAAGAGAAAGAACGUCUGCGGCAAUAUAUCACAUACUACUCUGCCACUGCCGUUAGCGGGUUCUUUCGGUCCAUUUCUCUUCUGCGCGAGGGCAAUUCACUUCAGGACACCCUGCGGCUUCUGACCCUUUGGUUCAAAUACGGGUCACAUGAGAAGGUGGGCGUCGCCAUGAACGAGGGCACGCGGUCCGUUCCUAUUGACACAUGGCUGCAAGUGAUCCCACAGUUAAUCGCUCGCAUUCACACACCCUCUCCACCCGUACGUGACCUGAUACACAACCUGUUAACCGGCAUAGGCAAGCAACACCCGCAGGCGCUGAUAUACCCACUGACGGUGGCCAGCAAGUCACAGAGUGUGCUACGCAAGGAUGCCGCAGAGGCUAUCACGUCCAAAAUGCGCCAGAACUAUCCCAAACUGGUCGAGCAGACCACACUUGUAAGCAACGAGCUGAUCCGUGUAGCCAUUGUAUGGCACGAGAUGUGGCACGAGGGUAUUGGAAGACGCAUCGCGUCUGGUGGUUUGGACGAAGAAAACUUUGAAGGGCUCUACGAGACACUAGAGCCAUUGCACCAGAUGAUUAAGACGGGUCCA
This is a messenger RNA of Sphaeroforma arctica JP610, 1005 nucleotides long. RefSeq lists its product as hypothetical. The annotation marks the transcript as partial. Gene Ontology annotation, cellular component: TORC2 complex; nucleus; TORC1 complex. The record is from RefSeq and is a predicted model, not a curated record. Gene Ontology annotation, biological process: TOR signaling; negative regulation of macroautophagy. The transcript has 4 exons. Gene Ontology annotation, molecular function: protein-containing complex binding; protein serine/threonine kinase activity. Lineage: Eukaryota; Ichthyosporea; Ichthyophonida.